AUGGGAAGCGGCAACUCCAAAAAGAAACGGGGCUUGUCGGCGAGCACCACAUCCGGAGGCCGCGACAACUCGUCGGGGGCCGUGUCUCCCGCGCAGUCAUCUGAUGCCCAUAGCGGCGGCACAAAUGAGGGCCCAGAGGUUAUACUGAAUGUAUACAACCUACAGGGCGGGCCCCAAUCACGCCCGCGCUCCAUCAACGAGAGGAUCGGUCUCGGCGUCUACCACAGCGGCAUCGAGGUGUUUGGCAGCGAGUAUGCCUUCAACGGCUACACGGAUAGUCCACUGGGCGUGUGCGGCAUAUUCACGAGCCCGGCAAAACACGCGCUUCCAGUGCAGAUGCUGAAGGAGAGCGUCGUGCUCGGCCGCCUGCCGCCUGGCACGGGGUGGGCAGAGAUCAGCGCCAUCAUCAACAGAAUGCGCCCAGCGUGGGACGCCCGCACGUACCACCUGCUGCAGCGCAACUGCAACCACUUCUCGCACGCCUUCCGCGACGCCCUCGCCGCGGCGUUCCCACAGGUAAAGCUGAAGCGCAUCCCGCGUUACAUUAACCGAGCCGCGCGCUUUGGAGAUGUCAUUAUUCCCUCCGCGCUCUCCCGUCAGCUGAUGGGUGGCGCUAUGUCCCCGCAGGUACCGCCACAACAACGGGGCUCACAGAGGGCAGCGACAGCGGAAUCCGGUCGCGGCGAGAAUGGCCAUGCGGGGUCAGGGGAUGCGGCGUCUUUUCCGAUCCCCUCCACGCGUGAGGCGAUGGAGGCCAUGACUGUGCGGGAGCUCAAGACGAUGAUGUGGGUGAACGGCAUCUCGUGGGAUGGCUGUAUCGAAAAGGUAGACUUGAUUCAGGCUGUGGAGGCGCACCGGCGGCUCCAGGGCGAGCAGCAGCAGCAGCAGAAACAGGAAGCUGCACAGAAGCAGGCGAAAUCUAAGUCUUGUGUGCAGAAGUGA
Trypanosoma grayi is the source of this 942-nucleotide messenger RNA. RefSeq names its product putative desumoylating isopeptidase 2. The transcript has a single exon. The record is from RefSeq and is a predicted model, not a curated record. Gene Ontology annotation, molecular function: deubiquitinase activity. Bases 1 to 942 code for a protein of 313 amino acids. Lineage: Eukaryota; Euglenozoa; Kinetoplastea; Trypanosomatida; Trypanosomatidae. Gene Ontology annotation, biological process: protein deubiquitination.